CACUGUCUGUAAACAAGAAUAGCUGAUGAAGAUUGUGUUUUGUAUAGUAAAGAUUUAGAUAAACAUUAAUAAAAUCACAUUUUUGUGCUAAGUUGUCCAAUGGCGCUACUGACGAAAUACCGUAAUAUAUGGCGAUUAGGAGAAUUGUGAACCUAAUGAUUUCGUUAAUCAGAUUCAGUUUAGGUACCUGCAAUUUGGUAGAACCAGGAAAUGUGUCACCAGAACGGUCCGUUCCUGACCACAUCGUUAAGCCCGACUAUUACCAUGUUCUUAACUCACCUAAACGAAGUGAAGGUUGGCCGGAGAUUAAAGACGAAGUGCAGAUUCAAGGAAUGCGAGAAAGUUGCAAACUUGCCGCCAAUGUUCUGAAAAAGGCUUGUGCUAUUACAAAGGUUGGAAUAUCAACCGACGACAUCGAUGUUUUCGUUCACGAUGAAAUAGUCAAAGCAAACGCCUAUCCUUCCCCACUACGAUAUUUGGGAUUCCCGAAGUCAGUGUGCACAUCGGUAAACAAUGUGGCUUGCCAUGGUAUUCCGGAUGACCGCAAGCUUAUGGAUGGUGAUAUUAUCAACAUUGACAUAACAGUGUAUUACAACGGGUUUCACGGAGAUUGCUCUAGGACAGUUCUAGUGGGAAAUGUUGAUGAAAGAGGUCGUUUUUUGGUACAGUCUACGGAAGAGUCUCUAAACGAAUCAAUCUUACUUUGUGGUCCUGGACAAGCUCUGUGUGUAAUAGGGAAAUCGAUCUCACUAUUUGCAAAAUCUAAGAAGCUGAACGUGAUGCCGGCAUUUGUUGGACACGGCAUUGGUAGUUACUUCCAUGGACCUCCUGAUGUACUCCAUUUUCAUAACAAUUAUCCCGGGACAAUGCGAACCGGUAUGACAUUCACAAUUGAACCAAUUUUAACACUGGGUGAUGUGGAUGCGGAAAUUCUGGAUGAUGGAUGGACUGCUGUAUCUGUAGACAAUGCCAGAAGUGCACAAUUUGAGCAUACGAUACUAAUCACCGAAGGCGGUUGCGAAGUGCUCACUUUACCAGAUUAAGCAUAUUCUGAAUAAUGCGCUUAAACGAUGAAUGCGUGAGAUUAAUUAUUUUUAUUGGUCGUUUUAUAGAAUGAUAGCUCAAAAAAUAAAACU
Molecule: messenger RNA, 1136 nt
Organism: Topomyia yanbarensis
Lineage: Eukaryota; Metazoa; Arthropoda; Insecta; Diptera; Culicidae
Product: methionine aminopeptidase 1D, mitochondrial
Exons: 4
Coding region: 129-1043 (304 amino acids)
Biological process (GO): proteolysis
Molecular function (GO): metalloaminopeptidase activity
Source: RefSeq, a predicted model, not a curated record